This is a messenger RNA of Rana temporaria (common frog), 5055 nucleotides long. It is a transcript of the gene CTDSP2, whose product is annotated as CTD small phosphatase 2. NCBI's taxonomy places the organism in Eukaryota, Metazoa, Chordata, Amphibia, Anura, Ranidae. Gene Ontology annotation, molecular function: RNA polymerase II CTD heptapeptide repeat phosphatase activity. Bases 470 to 1285 code for a protein of 271 amino acids. The transcript has 8 exons. The record is from RefSeq and is a predicted model, not a curated record.
CACAGCCUCGCGUCGGUUUCAAGGCUCCCCCAUCACACUGCCCUGCUCUAGGAAAACAAAGCUUAAUUUCCACGAAAUCUUUUAUUUUCCCGCCUCUGAAGAUCACAGCUUUUAAUUGCCGGCCAAGCUAAAGCCCCGGGGUGCAGCUCUAAUGAGGAUCCGGGCGCAGAAGAGGCCGAUCUAGGGAGGUUGUUUAUCUAUAGUAUUGGGGGGACCUUGAAACAGCCGAUGUCCCAUUUCCUCUGUUGUUUUGCUUCUCUUUAGUCUGGAUUCUCCAUGUUGAACCAAUUCUGAGAUUUGGGGCUGGGAGCCGCCGAUCUACGUGUAUGUCUGUGCUUCUCUUCCCAGCGACCACUGCCGUCUCCCCGGAGCGAGAAGGGAAAAGAUCGGGGAUCUGGGAGAGGAGAGGGAUCGGCUGUACAUCGGAUCUGGAGAGGCGAGAUCAGCACUGGAUCCGUGCAAGUGUUAGAUGGAAAGCAGCUGUAUCAUCGCCCAAGUGCACAGAGAAGAGGCGCUUGUGCACCCCAAACCAGGACUAGUGUCCAGAUCUUCACCAAAGAAGCCUAGAAGUCGGAGUAUCUUCAAAGCUCUCUUCUGUUGCCUUAGUGCACAGAAUGUCAGCCGACCAGGGGGCCCCUGUGAGGCUCCCACCCAAAAGGAGGAGGCACAAUCAACUCCAAAGGCGGAUCUGUUACAAUGUCUCCAGUACCAGUUCUACCAGAUUCCAGGUACCUCCUUGCUCCCUGAGGUAGCGCCCAAGGAUAAGGGGAAGAUAUGUAUGGUGAUUGAUUUGGAUGAAACGCUAGUUCAUAGUUCUUUUAAGCCCAUCAGCAAUGCAGAUUUCGUAGUACCAGUAGAGAUUGAGGGGACCACUCAUCAGGUAUAUGUUCUGAAAAGGCCUUAUGUUGAUGAGUUUCUGGAAAGAAUGGGUCAGCUCUACGAGUGUGUGCUAUUUACUGCUAGUCUUGCCAAGUAUGCUGAUCCAGUGACAGACCUUUUGGACAGAGAAGGGGUCUUCAGUUGCCGGCUCUUCAGGGAAGCUUGUGUCUUCCACCAGGGUUGCUAUGUCAAAGACUUGAGUCGUCUAGGAAGAGACCUGAAGAAAACCAUUAUCUUGGACAAUUCUCCAGCAUCGUACAUCUUUCAUCCAGAAAAUGCAGUGCCUGUGCAGUCUUGGUUCGAUGAUAUGGGGGACACAGAGCUUUUAAGCCUCAUCCCAAUCUUCGAGGAGCUCAGUGACACCGAGGACAUUUAUACCAGUCUUGGCCAACUGAGGGCUCCUUGAGUUUUCUCCUGUUGCCUUGAGUUUUUUUCAGGGGACAUUUUUAUAUCUUUUUAAUAUUCUUUUAUUUUUAUUUUUCUGUUUAAUCUCUCACACGCAGUGCCUUUGGCCUUGGAGGACAAGGAACAAAAGUGGAUAUUGAUAUUGGGGCCUUUUCCAAGCAAGCUGCGUACAGUUCACACUCCUUAUGGCCUGCGUGCUUAGUGGCACGUUGGUGGUGAAUGCAGGGAUCUAUACAUGCCAUUACCUUGGUGCACUAGUAGGAGAAAGUGUCCUUUUUAAAUGGUACCAUGUACCUCCCUUUUCUAGUUCUGUACUGCUGUUUAGUUUUCAUAUCUUUAAUCAAACUGUACAAAGGAAGGCUACAAUACUGAGAAGUUACAGGAUCCAUGUCGGUACUUUAAACAGCCUGAAGCUGAACCCAAGCCAAAACCUGUAUUUACACAUAAAAAAAUGCAGCCUGUCUAAUACUUCAUUGCUUAAAAUAUUUACUUUCAUUAAUGCUGCACAGAGCUUGUAAGCGCCAAACUUUUGGCACUGAAACCUACCAUCCUGCUGGGAGUGCUGAGAUCGCUGCAGAUCUCUCGGCAUUCCCAACAUUCACAAAACCUCUUGCGUUCUUUUCAGGGUGCUCUGAGUGGAGGAGGGGAGAUUGUGAAUGGAGGGAGCAACCCGCAAUGACCUCUGUACUCCCAGUGGAGACCGUAAGCUUACAUUUCUGUGGGAGGGUUAAUAAAAGUAAAGUUAAACAAUGAAGCAGCAGCCAGAUAUGGUUAAAGACUGCAUUAAGAGCCUUUUUAUUUUAAAUUUUCAGAUUUGUCAACAUAGGUUUGGCUAGAGUUCAGCUUUAAUAACUUGAUACAUCCAGGAGUUCAGGGACCUAAAUGGGAAGUAGAAGCCCAAGUAAUGUUGGCACACCGGGGGGUAACAAGAUGGGUGAAAAUAAGCUUUAGCUCAUCAUUCUGUAAUGUGUUUUGUUACAGGCAUGUUAAAAGUUCAAGAGUACCUGUUGCUUUUAUAGAAAGUCAUUUUGUAGCCUGAACAAAAGUGGUGAGGAUGCAGCCUGUCUGUUUACAAGUAAAAUCAGAGGUUUUGACUUUAUCAUUGUAUAUUAACUGGCAGUAUCUGUAUUAUAGCUGCACUGAUAAUGCUGUUCUGAAAGCCAUUUUUACUUUUGUAUCCAACUUUUCUUUUAUUUUUAUUUUUUACCAUAAUUCUUAAUAGGACAGCAGAAAAAUGAGCAAUGACUAAAAGCAAUACAGGGAGAACUUUGCUGUCGAUUAUAUACUAUUGAGUGUUUAUUGGCCAGCCAGUACCCUUCAGGUGCUUACUGUACAGAGUGUUCCCCUCUCAUGUUAAUUGUGCAUCAUGUCUGGUGACCGCAGGAAUGAUCGAAAAUGAGUACAGUAACUGCGUGGGUGACUGAAGUAACACACAUUUAACAGUCGCCUUCCACCAAAACCAUUCUGCUAAAUUUUAUUAAUCCUUUGCAAUUAGUUUGUAUCCCUACCCUUAAAUAUUGAUUCUGCCAGCAAAAUUUUUCAGUUUUUGUUCAAGUGACCGAUUCUGCAAUAUUUAACUUUUUACGGUGAGAUGAUAGGCCUUUUUAGGUUUGCGUCAUCCCAAGCACAAAGACUAGCUAGUGUUUCAGAGUAACCCACGCGAGGUACACAUCUGAAAUGAUUGGGCCAGGAACAGACAGCAGCUUUGAUUUAUUUCGAUUUGGAUUAUUUUUUUACACUGGAUGCAUCCAUGGUAGAAAGUGCCUAGUUGAUAAUGGUAUUGAUACAUGUUGCUGUUACCCCAAUGUCAUACAGAUAUAGCAGUUAACAGUUGUGUCAUUGAAAAAAAUGAAAGAGAUGGAAAAGGGCUCACUUAAUCACUGGUAAACGUCAUAUGCCCUUGUGUAGCAGUAUCCCUUUUUAUUACCUUUUAUUUAUACUAAAUAAAUAGAAUGAUUUAAUUAGUUCAAACAUGUAAAAACCAAAGGGAUUUUUAACGUUAAGCUGCUUUGAGAUUUUUUAUAUAUAUAUGGAUAUAUAAAGUUCACUAUGCUGUUUUGAUAGUAGACUUGAAGCAAAGAUAAUUGUCCACUGACUCCUAUGAGAAUCCAAAUAGCUUUACACUGAGGUCAGUAUUGAAUUUUUGUAUUUUACAAACUGUGGAGAGUGGUUGGUGCUUACCAGAUUAAAUCAGUCGCUGACAUACACUACAUAGGCAGUGCCUUAUACUCGCAAUGUUUGGUAUCAUUUUAAAGUUGGAAUAUUGGCUUUACUGGUUUGUGCCGGUAUCACUGAGCAGUGGAGAUCAUGCUACAUGAUGAACCAUGCACACAUCUCAGCUGGUCCAAUUUCCUCAAGACUUUAGCACUUCUCUGAACUGGAAAGGGUAUGGUAUGUUUUUAUAGUUCUUGUACUUGGGCAUGGUAGUUGGGGGUUGGUUUCUAAAGGUUUUUCCAGACUAAAUUAUAUUUUGACCAUGAUGUUUGAUGUAGGUAUAACAUAUACCCUGUGUUAAAGACACUUGUCACAAAACAAAUAUGUGGGCUGCUGUUACUGACCUACUUGUGAAAAGGUUGGUUGCUUGGCUGUCUGGCAUCGGAACUUGAGUCAUUAGCACAGAACAAGUAUGUAGCAAUUGGCGUUGGACUUAGCAGGUUUAGGUCAUUGAUUCAGAAAGUAUUACAGUCUUAGAGAUUAAUAUGCCAUCCAAACAGCAUUUACAGAGGACAACAUGGUAGCCAAAGUAUCUCCCUUUAGGAGAUGUCCUAUAAGAUGAGAUGCUCAGCUCCACCAAAGCAGUCUUAUCACAGACUUGCAUACACCAAACAGUCCUAUAAUGGCACUAAAAGAGGCUUUUAUACUUCAUGAACAGGAAGUUGCAGGGUAAAGAACCUCCUUACAAGUAAGGGGUGGUCAAAUUUUAGUUUAGCCUGCAAAACCCCCUUAAACCUGUGUUGACUUUAAUAUAACUAAAUUAUUUUUCUGUAGAGGUAGAGACACCACAAGGUUCCAGAACAUACGUUUAGUUUUACAUGAUGACCCACACUGGAUACCAAGAGAUUCUGCUAAAAUGCCUAAUUAAUGCCCAACUUUCUGGUUGUGGAUGCAGAGACACUCCACCUUCUCCCCCAGAGUCCACUGCCUGAACAACCUAUUGGCAUUCCUGUGUAUGGUUUUAUUUAGAAGGAGGCAUGUAAAAUGAAUGGUAUUAACCGGUGAAGAGCUUCUACCAUGUAGUGCCUUUUUGGCUUCUUAGAAACACAUUUAAAAGCUUAAAAAUUAAAACUUGAGGGCAGGCUGUAUUUACUUCUGAUAAUUGCCUUCUCCUCCAUUUUGUACCAUAAAGGGUAGCCCUCAUUUCCUGACCUGUCUUCUACUGUUUUUCCAUUUACAGGGUAGAGUAGGACUGUUACUAAUUGGACCUCAGGGGAAUCUCACACACAGAUAACGAAAAGAAUGGCAUGACCAUUGCUGUAUCAGCCAUUUCUUGUACACUUUAGAGAUGUCAAUGCUGCACAUAAGUCAGGCAGAACAUGUACAUUCCUCCGUGUGUGUGGCUUUCUGUGGUGGCUGGAUGUGUGCUUGGGAUCUGACCUUCCUCUCUGAGGGUCUGUGACAAGUAUUAGGUUUUAUUCUUUUUAGAACAAUCAGCUGUUGGAGUGACUUUCAGCACAUUGCUGUAAUUAAGUUUCUACCGGACUGGAUGGACUGAUCAUCAAACUAUGUAAACCCUUUAAAAGAGCAUGUAAUAAAAUCUAUUUUUAUGCCCUA